This is a messenger RNA of Lodderomyces jiufengensis, 1083 nucleotides long. RefSeq names its product replication factor C subunit 5 (gene RFC5). The coding region runs from base 1 to 1083 and encodes 360 amino acids. The record is from RefSeq and is a predicted model, not a curated record. Gene Ontology annotation, biological process: DNA repair; DNA-templated DNA replication. Gene Ontology annotation, cellular component: Elg1 RFC-like complex; DNA replication factor C complex; Ctf18 RFC-like complex. NCBI's taxonomy places the organism in Eukaryota, Fungi, Ascomycota, Pichiomycetes, Serinales, Debaryomycetaceae. Gene Ontology annotation, molecular function: ATP hydrolysis activity; DNA clamp loader activity; DNA binding. The transcript has a single exon.
AUGUCAUUAUGGGUAGACAAAUAUAGACCCAAAACAUUAUCACAAUUAUCAUAUCAUGAAAAUAUUAGUCAAAAUUUAAAAGCAUUAUCAAAAUCAGGAGAUUUCCCACAUUUAUUAGUUUAUGGACCAAGUGGAGCUGGUAAAAAAACUAGAAUUUAUAGUACAUUACAAGAAAUAUUUGGAUCAUCAGUUGAAAAAUUAAAAAUUGAUGUUAAAAAUUUUGUUACUUCAUCAAAUCGUAAAUUAGAAUUUAAUGUAUUAAGUUCUCCAUAUCAUUUGGAAAUAACACCAUCAGAUAUGGGUAAUAAUGAUAGAGUUGUUAUACAAGAUUUAUUAAAAGAUGUUGCAUCUACUGAACAAGUUGAUUUUGGGAAUCAAAGUAGUAAAAAACAUAGAUUUAAAGUUGUUAUUAUAAAUGAAGCUGAUAGUUUAAGUAGAGAUGCUCAAGCUGCAUUAAGAAGAACUAUGGAAAAAUAUUCUUCAAAUAUUAGAUUAAUUUUGGUCUGUAAUUCCAUAUCAAAUAUAAUUGCUCCAAUAAAAUCAAGAACUUUAUUAGUUAGAAUUCCAAGUCCCACCAUCAACGAUAUAAGUAAUAUAUUAAAUCAAGUAGCUAAAAAAGAACACGUUAAAUUCACAUCAUCAUCAGAACAAGAUAUUUCACAAUUUUUUAAUCAAAUUGCAACAGUUAGUAAUAGAAAUUUAAGAAGAUCAUUAUUAGCUUUUGAAACAAUAUAUAUGCAAAAUGAAACAAUUGAUGUUAAAAAAAUUCAUAAUGUAAUAGUAUUAGAUUGGGAAACUAUAAUUAAUAGUAUGGCAAAAACUAUAACAAAUCAAAGAAAUGUUGCAACAUUAGCAAAAUUAAGAAGUACAAAUUAUGAAUUAUUAUCACAUUGUAUACCAGCAAGAACUAUAUUAAAGAAUUUAUUAUUUGAAUUGAUAAGAUUAAAUCAAAAAAAUGUAAAUUUGAUUCAAAAAAUUGUUCAAAUUGCUUCUGUGUUUGAUGAAAGAUUGAGUUUAGGUCAAAAAGCUAUAUUUCAUUUAGAAGGUUUUAUAGCUAAAGUAAUGGUUGCAAUUGAAAAUUAA